Ambispora leptoticha is the source of this 671-nucleotide messenger RNA. NCBI's taxonomy places the organism in Eukaryota, Fungi, Glomeromycota, Glomeromycetes, Archaeosporales, Ambisporaceae. The record is from the annotation of a GenBank genome assembly.
UUACAGAAAACUCCCGAGCAUAAAAUAUAUUCAGAUUCCUUCGUUCCCCCAACCACAAGAAGUGAAAGUGACGAUAAAGAAACUGACAGUGAUGACUUUAGCCCGGAUAAGCGAAACCCUAAGAAUUUUACGUUCGAUGAAUUUGUAGAUGGGAACGAUGAAUAUGUGGAUGAUGAUCAAGAGAGUCUUUUUCUAGAUGAUGAUCAAGAGUUUUUUUUGGAUGAUUCGGUUGCGCUUGAUGAAAAUGAUGAUGGCAAUCCCUAUAUGUUUCAAGAUAAGAAUAUAUCUGCGCUAUUCACAUCAUAUCGUUUAAAUGCACAGCAAAUGGCACGGGAAUCGGGUUUAUCUAUCGAGACAAAUUACCAUGAGAUAUUGAGCUUAUCUCAUAUUUUAUUAUUACAAGCUGAUAACUUCUCGGAUCUGCAGAUUGAACAAUUUUCCGGUGAUACUCUAGUAGAUUUUCGUAAACAUAUGCGCAAUACAUAUAUAAUUAAAAACAAAGUCACACAAAGCGUAAAGGCGAUAUUUCGAGAAUGCAUUGAGAUUGCACUUGAUGAAGAUCUCGGGCCGAAAGAAGCAGAAAAAACUUUAGAACAAUUAUUCACAAAGUCUUUUGAUGAUCCCAUUGACCAGAAAAAGUUCGAAAGGAUGCGGUUUGUCUUUUUACAGCU